Messenger RNA from Glossina fuscipes, 1637 nucleotides. RefSeq names its product glyoxylate reductase/hydroxypyruvate reductase. NCBI's taxonomy places the organism in Eukaryota, Metazoa, Arthropoda, Insecta, Diptera, Glossinidae. Gene Ontology annotation, cellular component: cytosol. Gene Ontology annotation, molecular function: glyoxylate reductase (NADPH) activity; NAD binding; hydroxypyruvate reductase [NAD(P)H] activity. Bases 414 to 1496 code for a protein of 360 amino acids. The transcript is spliced from 2 exons. The record is from RefSeq and is a predicted model, not a curated record.
CCCACACCAUUCCCACAAUUAUAGCAAACUUGUUUUCUGUUCAUUUUCUUCUCCACGUUUUGGUAGUUUUCUCCUUAUAUAUUACGAUACGAGAUAAUAAUGUUUCGUAUAUUUCAAAUUUUUUCCAAAGUUCUUCAAAUGUUCUAUUUGGUUUCAUUGGGCGUACACUUUUGCUUUGAAUUCGUAAUCCGUUUACACUAUAUCUUGGAUUAGUAACAGUUUGUAGGGCAAUAUUGUUUAAUAUGCUUUGCUCUUUUUGUUUAGUUCUAAAUUAUCGUUUGUAUCGGCUGAUCAAUUUCUGCUUAUAACUGAAUAUAUAAAUAAAUGAAUAAAUAAGAUAGAGAGAAAGAUGACAAAGGUAUAAUGGGUUAUAAUGCUUGUAACGUCCGCGUACGCCCUUGACACGCAAAGUUAUGUUUACUUUAGUUAAUAUUCAAAACUUCAUUAAACAACAUCAUAAAUCUUAUCGGUUACUUUACUAUUCCGACAAAAUAUUCGCUAGAGAUUGUUCUAAAAUGUCAAAUUCUAAAAAAUCCGUUUAUGUUACCCGCCCAGAUGUAGCAGCUAUCGGCCUGGAUAUUCUAAAGAAGGAAUUUGAUGUUAGCGUUUGGUAUAAGCAAGAGCCAGUACCCCGUGAGGAAUUGUUAAAACAAAUUCCUGGCAAAAGUGCUUUAUUCUGCGCUUUAACUGAAAAGAUUGAUAGCGAGGUUAUUACAAGAGCAGGGCCACAGCUCAAAUGUAUUGCUACAAUUUCUGUAGGUUAUGAACAUAUCGAUUUAGAAGCAUGUAAGAAACUGGGGAUACGUGUGGGUUAUACACCCGAUGUCCUAACGGAUGCUACUGCCGAACUAACUAUGGCUUUACUGUUGGCUACGAGUAGACGUCUCUUCGAGGCCAACAGGGAUGUCUAUAGUGGUGGUUGGAAGCCGUGGAGUCCCAAUUAUAUGUGCGGCCAAGGUUUAAAAGGCAGCCAAGUAGGUCUAUUUGGUUUUGGCCGCAUUGGUCAAGAAAUCGCCUCGCGUUUGCUGCCCUUUAAACCCAAAAAAAUAACAUAUACUGCGCGCAACCAACAGCCGGAAGUCGCUAAAAAAGUGCGGGCAAGUUAUGCGACGUUUGAAGAGAUGGUGUCCGAGUCAGACGUCAUUAUUGUUUGUUGCGCUCUUACACCUAGCACUAAGGAAAUAUUCGAUAAGUCCGCUUUUAAAAAAAUGAAACGAAAUUGCGUGUUUAUAAAUACAGCCCGAGGAGGCAUAGUUGAUCAAAAGGCUUUGCAUGAAGCCUUGAAAGAGAAACAAAUUAUGGCUGCCGGACUCGACGUUACUACACCAGAACCGUUGCCAAUAAAUGAUCCCUUGUUAAAACUAAAUAACGUUGUCAUAUUGCCACAUAUUGGAAGUGCUGAUAUUGAUACACGUAUUCAAAUGUCACAUGUUACUGCUUUAAAUAUAUUGGCGGCGUUAAAGGGUGAGAAAAUGGUAGCUGAAGUGCAAUUGUGAAUAUUCUAUGAUGUGCACUGUAAACAAUUUACACUUAUGUACAUAUAUAUGCAUUGUAAAAUAUUCGAUGAUAAUAUAUUUUAACAUAUCAGUGAUGUUUGCUUUUAACUGCGUCAUAAUUCUUUAAUAGACAAAAAAUAU